CGCACACACACACGCGCACACACCACGCCCCCUCCUGUCGGGAACACCCCUGCUCUGGAUAUGCGCCUUCAGACGGCGCCGAGGCGCACCGACACACUAACGGACGGUCACUGAUCCCGGGACGGACUCUCCCAGCCGGCCGUGCUCCCCGCCGGUUCCUCCUUCGUCGACAGCCACCAGGCUUCCUGAGAGUGGUCCACUCUUGUCAGCUUCCCUAAGAAACAGAAGAUCAGAGGAGGAAACACUGGAGGGACAAAGUUCAGACUAUGCUCGCGCUAAAAGAACAACAGCCCAAUCGUGAGCAGAAAAUUACAGCUUUACGAAGCAUAAUGUAGCUCAUUCUGACAUCUGUCCUGCAACAUCUUUGUUUUUGGUGACUUCCUCGGCCGAGUGUAGACUGAGGGACAAAUGGAGCAUGUCGAGGAGGAUCUGAACCUCUCCUAUCUCCUGGAACAUGAGAGAACCAUAAUCCUGAGGGUGCUGCAGAAAGAUGAGAAACUGAGGAAGCGAGAGGAGAAGAGGAUACGGAAGCUGAAGAAUGAGCUGCUAGAGAUCAAACGGAGAGGGACCCGUCGGCCCCAGGAGCCGGAGGAGCGACAGUGCGCUCGCUGCCUGAAGAGUUUGGGCCUGAUCUUCGGCCGUGGAGAUGUCUGCAAGGAGUGCCAGCUGCGCGUCUGCGACGAGUGCCGCGUGGAAACUCCCAAAAGACACCAGUGGAUAUGUAACGUGUGCGCCAAGAUCUCGGAGCUGAAGGUGGUCACAGGAGAGUGGUUCAUGGAGGAGCGGUCCAAGCGCUUUGAGCCGGGAGUGGCGAGCAGCGACGUCAUCAAACAGACAAUCAUGAGUAACCCAAUCGUCACAGACAAGAAAUCAACAGAAAACCUGUCAGUCCCUCCUGAGUCGGAGAAACCCGACACCCCGAAAACCAACAGAAGUGCAAUAAUGAACAUCGGCGCCAGGAGGAAAGGAAGGAUGAAGAUGGACAAAAAAAAAGCCGGCCGACUGGCCUUGAAGCCGCAGAACGGAGUCGACGGCGCUGGCGUCAAACCUGCGUCGGAAGGAGACGCUCAAAGCGUAAGGAGCGUUCGCUCGGCACCGAGUCCUCGUUCAAACAGGGGCGGAGCCGAGGCCUUGGAGUCCUCGGGGAUGCCCACCGUACCGAACAACCUGCGUUCCCGAACUCCGGACGCUCUCGGCGACAACCGGAGGGUCAGGCCUGAUGGAGCGGAGAGCGUUGCCAGUGUACACUCCGAUGAGAGUGCGCUUGAGAAAAAAGCUACCGGACAUCGCAGGACAAAUUCGGGCACCCCGACAAUUUCUGUGUCCAGAGCCUCGGUUUCAUCAGAUCACAGCCGCUCGGAGAUGGACCUGUCAGCUCCUGGUUCUGAACCCAGCGACGACGCCUUCAGUCUCAGGAGCCGUUCGGUCCCCGGGCUCAACGACGAGUUUUCUGACGACGAUGCGGAAGAAGACAUCGAUGCCCUGAUGUCGGCCCACAGCGGGAAGCCCGAGAGCCGCCGCUUCAGCAACGCGCUGUCAAAUAGCAGUAUAAACAGCAUGAUGAGCAUGUACAGUGAGACCGGUGACUAUGGCAACGCCCGGGUGAGCGGCGAGAUCCUGCUGAACAUCAGCUACAGCUACAAAACCGGUGCUCUCAACGUGCUGGUGAAAGAGUGUCACAACCUGGCGACGGGAGACGAGAGGAGGCAACGCACGGACACAUAUGUGAAGACGUACCUGCUGCCAGAUAUGUCACGACAGAGCAAGAGGAAGACGAGCAUCAAGGCCAACACCAUUAACCCGGUUUUCAACGAGAGUCUCAGGUACGUGAUCAGCCACUCUCAGCUGGAGACUCGGACCCUGCAGGUCUCGGUGUGGCACCACGACCGGUUCGGACACAACAGCUUCCUGGGAGAGGUGGAGCUGACCUUUGACUCCUGGGAGUUUGAUUCCCAAAUAGAGGACUGGUACUCUCUGCUGCCCAAGGCGGACAGCAAUAUCGACUCCUCCAUGCAUUAUAAAGGAGAACUGACGGUCGUGUUGAAGUACAUUCCUGCAGAGAAAAACCUCACGUUGCCGCUGGACCAAGUACAAGGGAAAAAAAGCUUCCUGAAAAGCAAGAAGGCGAGCAGCUUCACUCUCCCUAAAGGGGGCAUGGUUGAGCUGCUGGUCAAAGGAGCCAAAAAUCUAACUGCUGUCAAGUCUGGAGGCACUUCGGACCCUUUUGUGAAAGGAUAUCUCCUACCUGACAGCAACAAGUCAACCAAGCACAAGACGGUGGUGGAGCGACGCACCGUGAACCCGCAGUGGAACCACACCUUCACCUACUGCGGCCUGCAGCCGGGCGACCUCAACAACGUCUGCCUGGAGCUCACCGUGUGGGACAAAGAAGCCCUGGCCAGCAACGUCUUCCUGGGAGGAGUCCGGCUCGGAGCCGGCUCAGGUACAAGUUAUGGUAAUGAGGUAGACUGGAUGGACUCAUACGGGGAGGAACAGCGGCUGUGGCAACGCAUGAUUGAAAACCCAGAAGUCCCCCAUGAGUGUACGCUGAUGCUACGAUCUAGCAUGCGCAAGUGCAGCACAUGAACUGGAUUGACUUACAGACAAUCGAGAGGAUAAAAGAAGAAUCAAAGUGAGAGUAAGAUGUGAUGUGAAGGCAGGAGGAGAGAGCUGGAGAAGGGGAAGGGUUGAGAAAAAAAGUGUCCAGGACUCAAACGCUCAUUAGAGAAUAGAGAACCAUCCUUCUCCCUACUUCUUUCCCCCUGAGAUGCCCUGUUCAGCCAGUCAUGCCUUACACACUCAUCCACAUGUGCCCCCCCUUCCACCCUCACCGCCCUCCAAAGCAUGCAGUCUUUGACCAAACACUGCUGUUUACCACUGUAUAUGAAAACCUUGUGUUGUCUGUAACUUACCUAGCCAAAUAAGCACACGGUGUGACCCCUGAUGUGUCCUUUCUCGUCCCUGAGCUCCAUGAACCAGACGCUGACACUGAUCAAUAAUGUAGACUUAGACAUUCCCUUUAUGAGCAACCGAGCUGCAUCCUGGUCUGAAGCACAUGGCGAUGCUGAGAGUCAUUCCCUUAAAAACAGAGGUAGAAAGUGACUAGUUCUUGUACGACUGUCUUCCUCAAGUAGAAGACUUAAUUAUUACGGAGGAAAAUUCCACUUAGUUAAAAUUACAUUAGUGGCACUUUUUCAAACUUCUCAGUCUCUGUUAAUCUUCACUGCCCCUCUCCAAAGAAGUGACUUUUUUAUUUAUAAGUGUUCUUUUGAGCUUAUGGAUUACCCUCCGACAGGCUGCUCUGAUCUUGUAUGUGAGGCGAAAGUAUGAAUACAGAUUUUAGAAUAUAGUCAAAAAGAAGGACUGCAGCAACUUUUGUGGAUAACUUUUUGUAUGAUUUGUGGAUUUCAACCCUCAAUUAUUCAUUAAAAAGAAAUUCCAGGGAAUGUGUGAAAAGUGGCCAUGAAAAUAUGCUUUUGUGACAGUUUCCAACCCAAAGACACUAAAUUUACAAUGAAAUUAUGGAGAAAUUAUGGACAUUUGAGGAGCUGGAACCAUCAAAUGUUGAGCAUUUGUAAUGGUAAUGUCUGCCACUUUGGCCAGAUUGAAUGGAACAAUUUGAGGGAUUGUCAUUACAUUUUGUACAGAUAUGUAUGGUUCCCAUUCCCAGUCAAUGAAUGUUAAUGAUUUUAGUGAACAUGAGUUUAGCGCCACCAUGAGGUCGUUAUUUGUGUUUUUGAGUAAAAUUUCAUAAAUUGUCAUGACAUUUUGUACAAAGUGAAUUGCAGGCUAAUAACUCUAAUGUCUCUUUUGCAUUUUUAUCAGGUCAAAACUAAUGACAAUGUUUGUGUUUAGUGCUAAUACUAGCAGGCUAACAAGCUAAACUAAGUUGGUUAACAUAGUAAACAUUAUACCUGCUAAACAUCACUAGCAUUGUUUUUGUCAGCAUGUUAGCAUGCCGAUGUUAGCAGUUAGCUCAACGCCCCAAUGGGCUUACGCACAGCCUCAGAGAGCUGCUAGCAUGGUCGUAGCGGUAGACUCUUUAGGCGUGUGGCUUGAUAAAUGACAACCAGCUAUUUAAAAAAGCAAAAAAUACUGGCAAAAGUGUCCUUGCGGGAACAAGAGUGCUUACUUUCCACCUCUGGUUGUCAGAAAAAAAAAGAAUUAUGGAAGGAUUACACAAUAAUUAACUUCAAUGUAAAUUAUCAUAACACUGUAUCAGUGGGAUAAUAGAAACUGCAUGGUGUUAGAGAAAACAGAGGUAGAAGAACAAAAAGUUAUGUGAAGCACUGAUAAAUAGAUCAUUUUACACUCGGAAGAGGAAGAGCAGGAACCCUGAGACAGAGGCUGUGUGUUACGGAGUGAGUCAGCACUGAGGCCAGCUGCCUUCAUCUCCGGGGGAGCCUAAUAAUGAGGCAGCGGCAGUCACCUUGACCCCGUGGCUCGGGGGGCUCUGUCGUCCACCCUCCUGCGAAAAUUCACACAUUUCCCAAUAACCAAAUCAAAAGUUAAAAACCCUGAACAACCAUUUCUCAUUGUGGAAUGCCGAUUUUUUGUCGCGCUUGUCCUCUGCUCUGAACUCCCCGGGCACAAGAGUUUCACACUGCACAAUUAUAGUAAUAAUACAUGGUGUUUACUGUACAACAUACUUUAGAUGAGAGGCUCGCGCAAUACCCGAUUACUGAAGAAAACUCUUUAUUUACAGCAUGUCGUAUCUCUGUCGUGUCCGGUUUCCGAGCAUCAAACUCACUGUAUUCAAAUGGUGUUGCAUAUCUGUUAUUUUGAAAUAAACCCAUCUUUCCAUAGA
Molecule: messenger RNA, 4807 nt
Organism: Cyclopterus lumpus (lumpfish)
Lineage: Eukaryota; Metazoa; Chordata; Actinopteri; Perciformes; Cyclopteridae
Gene: sytl5
Product: synaptotagmin-like 5
Exons: 17
Coding region: 409-2586 (725 amino acids)
Biological process (GO): intracellular protein transport; exocytosis
Cellular component (GO): plasma membrane; exocytic vesicle
Molecular function (GO): phospholipid binding; small GTPase binding; neurexin family protein binding
Source: RefSeq, a predicted model, not a curated record